This is a messenger RNA of Haliaeetus leucocephalus (bald eagle), 892 nucleotides long. RefSeq names its product nucleolar protein interacting with the FHA domain of MKI67 (gene NIFK). The record is from RefSeq and is a predicted model, not a curated record. The annotation marks the transcript as partial. NCBI's taxonomy places the organism in Eukaryota, Metazoa, Chordata, Aves, Accipitriformes, Accipitridae. The transcript is spliced from 5 exons. Gene Ontology annotation, molecular function: RNA binding. Gene Ontology annotation, biological process: maturation of LSU-rRNA from tricistronic rRNA transcript (SSU-rRNA, 5.8S rRNA, LSU-rRNA). Gene Ontology annotation, cellular component: nucleolus.
CCCGGCCUUUCCGUGCCCGCCCUGACGCGGCCGCCUUGUGCCCCGCAGGAGGAGCUGACGCCGGGCGUGGUGUACGUGGGGCACCUCCCGCGGGGGCUCUGCGAGCCGCAGAUGUACGAGUACUUCGAGCAGUUCGGGACGGUGAAGCGGCUCCGGCUCUCGAGGAGUAAGAAGACUGGAGCUAGCAAAGGCUACGGAUUUAUAGAGUUCGAGUCCGAUGACGUGGCUAAGAUUGUUGCAGACACAAUGAACAACUACCUGUUUUCUGAAAGACUGCUGAAGUGUCAGUUCAUAUCUCCUGAAAGGGUCCAUGAAAACCUCUUCAAAAACAGUGACAAAAUAUUUCGGAAGCCUUCUCAGCCAGCGGUCAGGCGGUACAAUAGGAUACGUUCACUUGUUCAGAAGGCAAAGAUGACAAAGCGACUGCUGCGAAAGGAGAAACUUUUACGGAAGAGGCUGGCUGAAAAGGGGUUCGAUUAUGACUUCCCAGGAUUUGCUGCACAGGAGCUUUCCAUAAAGAGAAGAAAAGUUAAAACAUCCAAGAAGUCAAAACUGAACAUUUCUUUGAGCAGCCAGGAUCCUACUCCAGUCUGUACUCCAACAGUGCUCGAGCGCCGGAAAGCUUCUCAGGUGGAUGAUGACGCAGAGGACAAUGAAAUAACUCUCAGACUGCCCCCUGCCAGUGUUAACAAUGCUGUGCAGAGACCAAAGAAACAUCCAAGAAAAAGACCGAACCUGAAGAAACAGAAAUAGGCUUAAAAUUUUGAUGGCUGUAGCUGUGUUUUUCCUCAACUCAAAAACUGGCAAGGUGGAGCUUCUAGUGGUUCUGCUGCCCUGGCUCAGUUCGUCUUGACUAGACUGUUUCAGCCUUUCCUAGGCAAGGAAUCUAUUC